Nezara viridula (southern green stink bug) is the source of this 2607-nucleotide messenger RNA. Lineage: Eukaryota; Metazoa; Arthropoda; Insecta; Hemiptera; Pentatomidae. The record is from the annotation of a GenBank genome assembly.
UUAAGCAAAUCUGUUUUGUAAAUGAACGAAUACUGAAAGUUUAUAGUUGGUUUCAUAUUCAGACAAUUAUUUCAAUUCAUUCCUCUGUAGAUCAAGUGCAAAUAUGAUUCCUCUCAAUGUAACAUAUGUUUAAAACAUACUAAUCGUUAUUUAGAUCUCUGUUUGUUUUAACCUAUUUGCUGACUUUGCAGCUUUAUGUCUGAGUAUAAACUACACUCUGUUAAACGAACUUGACUGAUGCUCAGCACAAAUACUUUUUCAGAACGAGCUAUAUACAGCUGGUGUGUCUAUAUGCUUUUGAGUUGACGUAAAAAUAUCAAAUCACAUGAAUGUUUAUAUUUCAAUUGCACAUAACCUCUUUUUUUUAUCUGUGAUUCAUACAUUCCACCGAAGACAUCACUUCAAUGGAUGCAGAAUCUCUGCGGAAGAUCAUCACAUCUCAGAGUGAAAAACGAAGAAUAGAAAAGAAAGGAUACAAAGAAGGCCCAGUGAAAAGGAUAGUGAGAAUUAUGGAUGAGCCCGUUUUCAUCUUGAGGAGGUUAGUUUUGUACAUUGGGGACCAACGGUGUGCCGUGACAUUACUAUCUCUCAACCUCAAGCUCGAAGGAAACCUUGCUCUGGAAUACUAUCUAAACGAAUUGAUGAGGACUUUGCAAGGACCAGGAAAGCCUAGAUUGAGGAAGAGAGUCAAGUCCCCAAUCAAAUAUAGUCGGGUAGUCACCACGGAGAGCGAUAUCGAGGAAGGAGGGAAGGCCCGCGAAGAAGAGAGAAUGGAAGUGGACAUCACUGAAUCAGACUUGGAAGAAGCUUUUGCAAGAGCGGUCAACAUUGAAGGCUCUGAAAAAGGUGAAGAUGAGGAGACCAUUAUAGAGAAAGAAACAGAAAACUCGGCCACCGAAGCGACGCUUAGCCAACCUGGUUCUUCGGCGGUAGACAAACUGGAGUCCCUCUUGUCUGAACUCAUUGAACAGGAACUGUCUAGCACGUGUGAAGUGAAACAGGAACGGGAAGAUGAAGAUGAGUAUCUUGUACAGAAGUAAUAAAUAAGCAAAACAUAGAAACUUAUUUAUUUAAUAUUUUCAGUAAAUCCAUCAAAUCAUAUUUUUAUUAAUUUUUUUAAUACUCAUAAAAUAGUAAUUCACCACCUUAAUUUAAUAUGAAUUAUAGUCCUCAGAAAUUAUCUCUUAAAUAUAUUAUGCGCUAAAAAUGAUUAACUACUAUUUUAAUGGACAAAUGAUUAUUUAAUAAUUAAGACAGUACCUUUAUAACCUAUAAAUUAUAACCCUAAUGAUAUCGUUACCAAUAGCAACCAUUUCAUAACUUAUUUUUUUUCGUUUUAUUUUUAUGAGUGGAAAUUUAUAUUAAAUUAAUUAUUUAAAAGAUAAAAGACCAAUAAAGAUGUGUUUAUACAGUAUGACGAUACUUAUAAAAUUAAAAUCGUUGUAUUAUAAUUUAUACGGGUUUCUAAAAUUUCGUUAAUAUUUUUACAUUACGUUAUUUUAGAGGGAAAAAAAUCGUUUAUUUAUCCAUGCAAAUAUAUUUCAUAAUAUGUGGAGUAUAUGUAAUAUAAAAGAUAUAUUUGCUUCUAUUGUAUUUCCACCAUGUAAAGUUGAAGUGAUUUAUUCUCAAGCAUGAUGUUAUUAUUUAGGUUAUAAUUGGAAACAUAGCAACCACAGAGCCUUAUGACUCAAAAUUGCAGAUAAAGAAUAAAACAAUUAAUUCUUAGCCAACAUUUUGGAGACAUGAGGGAUUUUUCCAAUUAUAACCUAACGUUGAAUAUCUGUCUCUUGAGUAUUUACUGAUUUAUAUUAAUGCUAUUAUUAUUAUUAUAAAAUUCCUCUCGCUAUAAUAAAAACGGUAUCAUUCAGAAACUGAUUAUAGAAACCGUUAAAUUUUAAAUUAAAUUAAAAAUCUAUCAUUACCAAUAAACCUCGAAAAAAAAAACGAUAAUGACGUAGAAAUUGAAAUAUUGCGAAUACAAAAAUUUAAUUUAGAAAUCAAAAUCGUAAACAAAUAUUUCGCAAAUUUAUGAGUUCUAAAACUUGUUUCGGACCCUUGAUUACUACAUUCAAUGCCUCUGAUGAAAAAUGUGACUUAGGGUGAGUUUAGUAAGCUAUACUCUCGCAUAUAAAUACAAAUGCGUAAAUGAAAAAUAAACAUUUUUAAAAAAUUUAAACUAGCAUAUCAUGCCGUGAAUUUUCAAUUAAUUUGUAUAGUCAUCAAAGCAUUUUCUGGGAGAUAUCAAGUGGUCUGAAAUGGACAGUUGUAUGCUGACUAAGACAUUUUCUUAUCUAAUGAAACAAUAUUUUUUUAUUAUUACAAUUAUCAUAUAUAUUAUAACCUAUACUAAAGCUGUAAUAAAGUGAAUAAACUAUGAAUUGUGAAUAUUGAUCUAGUUUAUGACGUUUUCAAUAAUCAUCUGAUAGGCAUUUGUUUUAAUGUAUUGUAGAAAUAAAAAAUUCAUUGCGAGCCUAUUUAAAAAAACAUGAGCCGGCAUUGCCUUAAAGGUUAAACCAAUGGUGGACCAUAUUUUGAAUAUGGGUCAUGGUAAACUGAUUUUAAGCAGGUCUUGUUCUUUUGGGUUUGUGUUAUAACUUAUGAAUAAUU